AGACGGAAGUUAUACUCAUUUUAAAGUGCAAUAUUUUUGGGAUGUUUGGUUUUGUUUAUCGUUUUGUUAAGCGGAGGGAUUGUGUAUGAGCUAAUAGCGCCUGAAUGGUUGACGAUUGGGUCAUAAAAACUAUGUAUGCAACAAAGCGUCGGAGGAGAACUGUAAAAAGUGUAAAAGCACCAUCCAAGGACCCUCCUAAAAGUAACCCAAGUAAACGACAUAGAGAGAGACUUAAUUCUGAACUAGAUCAUCUAGCUAGCUUAUUACCAUUUGAACAAAGUGUCAUAUCAAAAUUAGAUAAACUGUCUAUAUUAAGACUUGCUGUCAGCUUUCUCAGGACUAAAGCUUAUUUUCAAGCUGUUUUACCCGACAGAUACAACUUAGAAUCACAUCACCAUAUCAUUAGUAGAUCUCAUUUUUUCCCUCAUAAUGGCUUCUCAGAAGGAGAAAGUAUUUUACAAGCUUUGUAUGGUUUCCUGUUUGUUGUGACCUGUGAUGGUGAAGUGUUCUUUGCUGCCAGAACAGUGGAACAGUACCUUGGCUUUCAUCAGUCAGACAUCAUACACCAGAGUGUGAUGGAGCUGAUCCACUCAGAAGACAGAGAAGAAUUUAAAAAACAACUGACUUGGAAUUCAACACUUCCUCAGGAAAAAUCAUCUAUGACAUUACAUGAAAUAAUGAUGCCAGAAAAUUACCACUACCUACACAGAUCUUUCACAGUGAGAUUUCGUUGUUUGUUAGACAAUACAUCAGGAUUUAUUACCUUAGAAAUUAAUGGUUGGAUCCGAUUGUUGCAUAAUAAUAUUGCUCCCCGAUCGACAGAGGAACCACAGAUGGGACUGUUUGCCACAUGUUGUCCGUUUGGGCCACUAUCACUGCUAGACUUGCCGUCCAGAGAAUUAACUUUUAAAUCUAAACAUAAAAUGGACUUCUCUCCAAUGUCCAUGGAUAAUCGGGGUAAAAUGAUGUUUGGAUUUUCUGACCGAGAGUUAGCUACAAAGUCUGGCUAUGAUCUGGUUCACCCUGAUGAUCUUAACUAUUUUUCAGCAGCUCACCAAGAAUUAAUAAAGACAGGCAGUUCUGGACUGAUAGCGUAUCGAUGGUUAACGAAAGAAUUCCGCUGGAUAUGGUUACAGUCAAGUUGUAAAGUUAUCUAUAAAAACAGUAAACCCGACUUUGUUAUCUGUACACACAGACAACUUACUGAUGACGAAGGACAGGAUUUGUUCCACAAACGAGGAAAUGAAUUCAAAUUACCCUAUCCAUUAUUAGAUUUAGAUAUUUGUUCUGGUUUUGACUUUCCUAAUGAUGAAAUGAUGUCAAAAAUGAAAAAUGGAAAGCAAAAGAAACAGAAAAAUCAGGGGGGAAGAGAAUAUUUACAGUCCCCAGGGAGGAAAAGAAAGACUGGAUGUAGAGAUAUUAUCAAUGGAAUCAACGGUUUCAGUGGAAACUAUCCACAAUACGGAAACUUUGAAGGUAGUGACUUUAAACCAGAAAUUCUAUAUCCAUAUCCACCCAAUAAUUUUGGGAUAGAACCUGAAGUUUACCGUCCACAUGGAUAUACCGGGUUUCCGGGAACUGUUUAUCCAUCUGCCGCAGAUACUUAUGGUUUCACAGAAGCAGAGAAGCAUAGUUACGCGAAUGGUUAUUAUCUGGACUCACAUCGGAGACAGUAUCAACAUACUUUAGGUUACCAUGGAAAUGGCUAUCCUGAUUUAAUGACACCAGCUAGUAAAUAUGGGUAUGGGUUUGGGUGUGAUAGUUAUGGACUUGAACUUGCCAAAAAGGUACAUUACGGUGAGGAUUUAUCAAGACUUGACAACGAUUUUAGAAAAUAUGCAUAUGAAUAUGGUAGUGACCGUCUUCAGCCUCGUCUAAAUGGAAGUUUAGAACCUGUUGACUUAAGGUCAUCAUCAAUGUACGGUAGUACUGGUUAUGUGAAUGGUGUUGAUUCAAUGGUCAGUCACGGGUCAGGGUACUCCUCAUCAUCUUUGAUCAAACCUGAAAUUAUUCAUGGACAAAGUUUGACUUCAAAAGAGACAAAAGUUAUUUGCUCUACAAAUGACCUUGGACAAAACGGUCAAGGUCUGACAAUUCCUUUACAACAUAAUUCAGUGAUAAAAAAUAAUACUAGUCCAAGAUCAAUUCAAAACUCACGGAACUCUGAUCAUGUGAAUGGACACUUAUCAAACAAUUACAAUAAUUCUGGACGUGGGAAUGUGAUAAGUAGUCCAGGCUCCUCAUGGAAUCCUUGUCUGAAAAAUUCCAGUCCUAAUUCUACACCUCGGUCUGAUCAUAGCUGUAGUCCCAAGCAGAGCCAUGGUAAAUCUGAUGGAGGGAUGUUGUCUACUAGUAGUCCUGUAACAGGGGCCACCCAAGCAUCAGUUAUACACACACCUAUACAUUUAAUGGACAGGUCACCUCCAAACAGGUCCUGUGAGAAACAGCCAUUAGGUGGUAUACCAGUUCCCGUUGUAAAAACAUCACCAUGGGUACAGUACCACACGCCACACUCCUCCUACGGUGAUCCUAAAGACUGGUCAGUUCACAAUGACCUCUAUUCCUGUCAUCAGAAGUCAAGGGGAAUUAUAGCGGACACCAUGGCACAUAUCUCAAAAGUGACUAUCCAGUGAAUAGAAACAUUACUGUUAUACUUUGUGAUAUUGUAAUCGUGUUUUAAUACUCAGAGAGAAAGACUUUGCCAAACCUGAAAAAGUCCCAAACAUAGUAAAGUGCUGUUAUAUGUGGUACAUGUAGUAUUCACUAUACAUAUUGCACUGUAUGUGUAGCUUGUUACUGUCACACAAAAUUGUGGUAUAUAUAUUGAUAUAAUAUGUAACAGUCACUCGUACAUAUUUCUCAUUUAUUUUGCCAUUAAUCAAAUAGCCAGGCUAUAUUUUUGUUGUUAAAAAGAUUACAAAAGCUACUCAAAUUUAUUUAUUGGUAAAGUUAACACUCUCCAUGAUGCAAACUAAAUAAGUAAUUUAAUUAUCAGUCCCCUAUAGAUCAUGAUUACACAUUUAAGUAAAAGAAGGGAGAAAUUUGUUCUAUGUGAUAUAAAAUGAAAAAUAUGAUUCUUUUGUAUAGAUUGAAUCAUAAAAUUCUUUUGGUUGUAAACACUGCAUUUAUUUUGAACAUAUUGGUGCAUAAAGACAUUGUGUUUAGAUGAUAUAUGAAUGUAAAUAAUACUGUCAUUUUGUAAAUAAUAAUCAUUUAUAGAGCAAACAGGGUGUUACUCACUUUGUUUAAAAAUACUGUUUUGUUGUUAAUUGUUGUAUGUUUUCCUGUUUAAGUUGAAGUCAAACUGGUCUGUUCAGAAGUUUUGAAUAGCCAGGUACCUUUUUUUUACACCUACAAGGGCCUCCGUGGCCAAGUAGUUAAGUUACUGAAACACUAGUUUGUCAACACAGAUUG
Messenger RNA from Mytilus trossulus (common blue mussel), 3414 nucleotides. RefSeq names its product aryl hydrocarbon receptor protein 1-like. The record is from RefSeq and is a predicted model, not a curated record. Gene Ontology annotation, cellular component: aryl hydrocarbon receptor complex; nucleus. Gene Ontology annotation, biological process: regulation of transcription by RNA polymerase II; xenobiotic metabolic process; response to xenobiotic stimulus. The transcript is spliced from 11 exons. Lineage: Eukaryota; Metazoa; Mollusca; Bivalvia; Mytilida; Mytilidae. Bases 105 to 2633 code for a protein of 842 amino acids. Gene Ontology annotation, molecular function: transcription cis-regulatory region binding; nuclear receptor activity; protein dimerization activity.